AUGCAAUACAACAGGCAACUGGAGCUCAACCAUACUCUGGCAAAGUUGGAUCUGAGGACGUGGACAAUGUUGACAUGGCAUAUAGGCAAUGAGGGUCGUGAAUAUGUCCUAAGGCGCAUCCUUCGACGAGUUGUACGAUAUGGUACUGAGGUCCUCAAAGAAGAACAAGGUUUUUUCAAUGGGCUUGUAAAAGUUGUGGUGGAAGUGAUGGGCAAUGAGGGUCGUGAAUAUGUCCUAAGGCGCAUCCUUCGACGAGUUGUACGAUAUGGUACUGAGGUCCUCAAAGAAGAACAAGGUUUUUUCAAUGGGCUUGUAAAAGUUGUGGUGGAAGUGAUGGGUGAUGUUUUCCCAUAG
Messenger RNA from Fraxinus pennsylvanica, 354 nucleotides. The record is from the annotation of a GenBank genome assembly. NCBI's taxonomy places the organism in Eukaryota, Viridiplantae, Streptophyta, Magnoliopsida, Lamiales, Oleaceae.